GAAAGCUCCCGGUCCUCUCACUUGUCCUUCCUGCUCCGCUCUUGUUUUCCCCCCCAGUCAGUCCCACAAGCAGCCGGGCGCAACUAGGAGAUCCCGCUGCCGUCUUGGACUUAUUUUCAAUCCAGAUCGGACACAUAAGAACAUCAAAGAAGAUGCUCUUCUUUCUGCUACCUGCCUUGGCUCUCUUGCUGAGCACAGAGACGGCGGUCUACGGCAUCAGUCACGAGAAAUGGCCGAGCACCGUGGCUCAGAACAACAAGGAUCGAUCCUGGAACAGAUUCAGAGAUGAAGCUGAGGAUGACUACUUCAAAAGCUGGGCUCCUGCCAAGUCUCUGGAUCAAGAGCGAGUGGCUGAACCUGGCAGAAUCCACGAUGAAGAAAUCCAAGCCCACUCUGCCAAGAAGACUGGACAGAAUGCUGCCUUCCCUUCCAUUUGGGUUUCCUCGGUAGCCUCCCCAGGCCCUGAUGCCACCAAGGACCCGUGUCUGAGGGUUCGCUGUCCCCCUCACAAGGUGUGCGUCAGCCAUGACUUCCAGACGGCCAUCUGCACCAAUCACAGGCAACCUACACACAGUGUGAAAGCUAGGAAAGGCAGUGUGGGCCACAAGCAUAGGCUUGAACCGGGACCUCACGGAAAAUGUACGCUCUGCUCAGCGUUCCAGUCAUCUCCUGUAUGUGGCUCCGAUGGGCACACCUACUCAUCCAAAUGUAAGUUGGAGUUUCAGAGCUGCUUGUCUGGGAAGACGAUCUCAGUUAAAUGUGAUGGACAGUGCCCCUGCUUACCUGGUCAGGAGUUCAGCAAACCAUCCCAUAAUACAGAAAAGGCUGGCUGCUCGGAUGCAGAGCUCCACAGUCUGGCUGCCAAACUGAAGGACUGGUUUGGAGUUCUCCACCUCGAUGCCAACAGAGACCUCAAAUCUUCUGACAGUUUUGACUCCACCACUGGACAUUUUGACACCAGCAUCUUGCCUAUUUGUAAGGAUUCGCUGGGUUGGAUGUUCAACAAGCUCGACAUGAACUUCGACCUGCUGCUGGACCAAUCAGAGCUGAACGCCAUCUACUUAGACAAGUAUGAGCUGUGCAUGAAGCCUCUCUUCAACUCCUGUGACUCCUUUAAGGACGGCAAGCUAUCCAACAACGAGUGGUGCUACUGUUUCCAGAAGCCUGAAGGUCUUCCUUGUCAGACUGAAAAAAGCAGGAUCCAGAAUCAGAGUCGAAGAAAGAGCCUCAUAGGCUCCUAUAUCCCUCGCUGCACCGAGGAGGGCUACUACAAACCAACCCAGUGUCACGGCAGCACCGGCCAGUGUUGGUGUGUGGACAAAUAUGGCAACGAGAUUGCUGGAUCCAGAAAACAGGGCAACCCUAACUGCGACGAGGACCCGGAGACAUCAGGGGAUUUUGGUAGCGGCGGCGCCGUAAUUCUCCUUGAUGACCAGGAGGAGGAGCCAUCACACAGUGAACGUAGCAGGCAGAAGAAGAGGCGGGGCCGGAUCCACCCCCGGGGAACUAUUGAGGACGACGAGGAUGAGGACGAGGACAAGGAUGAUGAAACUGGCUAUAUCUGGUAGCUUCACAACAUCAUUUUACUUUGCCAUCAGCCGACCAGAAAACUCUCUUAACUCCGCACAGAUCUGAAGCCAUUCCAACAUCUCUUCCUCCGGUUACCUUGGCAGCGGUGCAUCUUUUGACUCUAAACCUGCUCCUGUAAUCCCUGCAAUUUAUCCAAUCCUCUUUUUUUUUUCAGCGAACCUCAUACAAACUUUUUAUCUUCAAGUUCCACUCUUUUGUCAGAUAAAUAAAACAGAGCUGAUAAGAUUUAAACAAAACUGUCAAGCCCCUGCAAGAAAUGUGCCCAACAUUGUCCACUUUCUGCUUUUACUCACUCUUCAAUCCCUCCGGUUUCAAACCCUUCAAAUAUAGAUACUUUAUUUUAUUUGAAUUUUUUUUUUUUUUUUUUGCCCUGUUCCCAUCCUCCUUCUCUCCUGUUGUUGUGAGUAUCGGUGUCUGUGGUCAGUCUGUAAGCCCAGAUGCAUUAGCUGAUAUAUUGGAUGUAAAUAUGUUUCCUCCAGGAAGGCUUGAUUGUGGAUUCUCUUCCCUGUUGUUUGUUUGCAGCUUAUUUUCGUGUUCUGUGUUCCACCGCUGGGCACCCUACGGUGUUUUCUGCAAAUUGCUGCCAGUUUAAAGCUCUGAGAUGUCCCAACACCACCAAUAACACCCUGCCUCCUCUUCUCUCUUUCUCUCUCUCUCUCUCUCUCUGUUAAUUCUUGGAGGAUUGUAAAUUAUUUGUUGACAUUGAUUUUAUUUUAUUUUUUUGAAUGUGUCCAGAAAGCCCAGGAAACAAUGAGAUUAAUGAUGUAUUGUUGUUGUUGUUGCAUGUUUCUCAUCUUGUACCUGUAAAAGAGAGAUUUACCUGGCCAGGUCCAGCUCUAUGCAUCUCAAACUGAAAGUGAUGCCUAUUUUGGCUGCUACAAUACUUCGCUGUUGCUAUGUUGAUGCUGUCUAGUGUCCUUUCGGUUCUUCUCCCAAUCUCAGGAGGUAUGAAUUUGUACUGCAGAGAGUUAGCGGGCCUGGAGUGCAAAUCUGUAUGCUUUGGCCCUCCGGUAUGUGGCUAAAUGGUCUGUAGGGCUGCUGAGGCCUUUUACCUGUGCAUGGACACUAGAUGAGGUAGCUGCUCCUGAGCUGGGAGGACAUAUGACGUCCAGUGGAGACGAGAGUCUGCUCUGCCUCCCAACAUUGGAUAUGUUCAGUGAAUUCAAAUCAACUGCGUGAACUUUUAUUUAUUUUAAAAUUUAAGUAAAGUGGCACCUUGAGUGUCUUUUGAACCUUA
Fundulus heteroclitus (mummichog) is the source of this 2827-nucleotide messenger RNA. RefSeq names its product SPARC (osteonectin), cwcv and kazal like domains proteoglycan 1 (gene spock1). Gene Ontology annotation, molecular function: calcium ion binding; protein binding. The coding region runs from base 153 to 1568 and encodes 471 amino acids. Lineage: Eukaryota; Metazoa; Chordata; Actinopteri; Cyprinodontiformes; Fundulidae. The record is from RefSeq and is a predicted model, not a curated record. The transcript has 14 exons.